AUGGCUAUCAUUAUCAUACUUCUCAUCUUUCUCGCCAAGGUUGACGCUAACUUGAGCAAUGGAAUGAGCCUUAACUCCCAUGCCGCUUGUCCUGAAAAUGGAAAACAGGCACUUUUGAACUUCAAAAAAGGCUUCAUAGAUGAAGCAAAUCGGAUUGCUUCAUGGGAUCCUCAUCAUCAUCCAGAUUGUUGCAGGUGGUUUGGAGUAGUCUGUGACAAUAUGACUGGCCACAUCCUCUCCCUCAACCUUUCAGUUCCUCCUUUGGAUGAAGAUAACUUGAUAUCUCGUCUGACGUCAAAACUCGAAGGUAAGAUAAACCCUUGUUUGUCGAAUUUGAAGCAUUUAAGAUUUUUGGAUUUAAGCGGCAAUCAAUUCGAAGGCCUCCUGCCUUACCAGCUUGGGAAUCUCUCAAACCUUCAAUAUCUCAAUCUUGGAGAUAAUGGUUUAUAUGUUCAGAGUCUCCAAUGGUUGUCUGGUCUUCCUUUACUGAAACAUCUUGACUUGAGUUCAAUGGAUCUUAGCAGAGCUUCCAAUUGGUUGCAACUUGUAAACACACUACUCCCUUCUCUGGAGGAAUUGCAUUUGUCACUGUGUCAACUUGUACCAGGACCUCCAUUGCUAAAUUUAAAUUUGUCAUCUCUUGCCAUCCUUGACCUUUCCUACAACGAUUUCUCAAAUCAAAUGGAUCUUAGGUGGGUGUCUAAGCUUAACUCUCUAUACAAUUUUAGCACCCUCCAGGUUCUCAGACUUUAUGGUAAUGAAUUGCAAGGUGACAUUUCUAGUGCCAUUUUCAACAUUAGAACUCUCAGUGAACUUGACCUGUCAUGGAAUGAUCCUGAAGAGAAGCUUCCGAGAGCCGCGGGAAAGCUUUGUAAGUUGAGGUCAAUCGAUUUGUCAGGAAUUAGAUUGAAUCGAGACAUAUCUCAUAUCUUUGAGAUUCUGUCAGUCUGCUCUUCUCUUAGAUUGGAGUCAUUGGCCUUUUCAAGUUGUCAACUUUCUGGUCAACUGACUGAUCAACUUGAGCAUUUUAAAAAUUUAAAAGAACUUUUUUUGGACAGUAAUUCAAUCUCUGGUCCUAUUCCAACUUCUUUGGGGCAACUUGCAAAUUUGGAAUGGUUAGGAUCAUGGCAAAUAGGGCCAUCUUUUCCCUUGUGGCUUCGUUCUCAAAAACAUCUAGAAUAUCUAGACAUCUCAAAUUCAAGAAUUUCAGACGUCAUUCCUAGGUGGUUUUGGGGACUGUCAACCCAAUUUAGAGAUGGAAACCUCUCUAGAAACCAAAUUUCUGGCCAGAUUCAGUAUCUACCUCAGAGUCAAGUUUACUUCUUCGUUGACCUUAGUUUCAAUAAUUUUAGCGGUCCGUUACCCCGAAUCUCUGUGGGUCCCAACAUGGGUCCUUUUUUUGCAGGCUUUGUAAAGCUUUCCAAUAAUUAUUUCUCGGGAUCUCUUUUCCACUUUCUGUGCUAUCAGGGGAAUGACACAUUGCCGAUGGUGGCUCUUAGUCUUGCUAACAAUCUUUUAUCUGGAGAGAUACCAGAUUGUUGGAUCAAGUGGCAAUAUUUGCGAGUCUUACGAUUAGAUGGGAACAGAGUCAGUGGUAAAAUUCCAAUAUCUAUUGGGACUUUGACAAAACUUCAGUCGCUACAUCUUCACAACAACAGGCUUCAUGGAGAAAUCCCUUUGUAA
Messenger RNA from Gossypium arboreum, 1683 nucleotides. RefSeq names its product receptor-like protein EIX2. Bases 1 to 1683 code for a protein of 560 amino acids. NCBI's taxonomy places the organism in Eukaryota, Viridiplantae, Streptophyta, Magnoliopsida, Malvales, Malvaceae. Gene Ontology annotation, molecular function: protein binding. The record is from RefSeq and is a predicted model, not a curated record. The transcript is spliced from 3 exons.